GUUGGUAAACAUAAGCAUUAGCAGCAGUUUCAAUAAUUGAGUUAUAGAUUUGAUUAAAUUUGUUACUUUACAAUAAAAAAGUUGUACAAAAGAAAAAAAUAGUGCGCAAAAUGAGAGAAUCUGCGGACGUAAAGCCCGAAAUACGCUACGACAAUUACAAUCACUGGGUUGAGUUCGACAAAAAAUAUUCUCGAACACGAUGUAAAAUGGAUGGUUGUAAAAAGUCCACUCAUGCCUUUUGUACCAAAUGUGAAAUUCAUCUGUGCUCCUCAGUAAAUUAUAAUUGUUUUCGGUCUUUUCACACACUCAAGAAAGAAGAAAAAGUGAAUGUCAAGAAGACAGUGAAGCAGCCAAAACAAAUGAGAUUGAAAAAUACUGGUGCGAAACCAGUUGACAACACCAAAAGAAGUUCGCAUCGUCGAAAAUCCAUCAACAAUCGAAGUGGUAGCAGAAUAGUCACCAGCCCAAACACACCGCGAUUCAAAACCAAUAUCGACAACUUGACUCACAAAAAUCCAUCAAACAAAGCGCAUCGGAAACAAGACCCGUGUCAAGAAUUCGGCUAUUUGAGUGAACCAUCAGAUGAAGAGGAUGCCGAAACGCCGAAGAUUCGUUUUGUGAAUUUUACAAGCAUUCAUAAUGACACAGCGAUUAAGAGUGAAAUAGAAUGUCCUGAAAUUGAGUUCAUUGAUAUGGAUAACUAAUUUUUUUUUUUGAAUUUCAAUCGAAUUUCAUUUUUUCGAGACAUUUGUGAAUUUAUCGAGAGUAAAAGUAAAACGAUCUUAUAGAUAGGAAACAUUAGGCUUAAAUUUAUCAAAUAUCAAUCACUUGAUUAUAUGACUUGAUUGUUUUUCUUCUUCGGAAUGUAUUUUAUUAUUUUCAUUGAACAUUUUAUGGCAGUCUGUUGUGAUGACAAAUGUAACCAUCAUAUUAUUAUAUACUCAAUCAAGCGCAAAUUCUCACCAUAUCCGUCAGGAAAACAGUAAAUCAAGUACAUAAUACAUAACUUUAUUCAAUUUUCGAUUCUUGACUCAAAUAUCUUUAAAUAAUAAAAUUUCAGAGACGUUCAUAUUAUUAUUGAAAAUGAUAUUUUUCAUUUACUCAACGUAGUCGUUUACAAUAUGUUUUCUCUGUAAAAAGAGAUAAUAUUUAUUUUCUCGGUCAAGAAUGGAAAAAGUGUUUUAACUACCGCAACAAUUCUUGAGUUUAAUUUACAUAUUUUAUAUGAAUUAUUUGGGCUGCUUUUGAUUCCGUUAACACAUUAAAUGGGUCCCACAGUCAUCGCCUCGUAUGUGUUUGACUUUAUUUCAGUCAUGUCAAUAUUACCUUUCUCAAGCCAAUGUCAGUUUGAAUCAGUUCAUGCGCUCGCAAAUAGAAUAAUCAUGUAAGUGACAUUGAACGUAACAUAAUCUGUUAGACAAUCGAAUCAACCCAACACACACACAAAAAGCAGUAGUACUAGAAUUGUUCGAUUGAAUUGGUAUAUUGCAAAUUUACCAAUAGUUGUUAAAAUAUCCAUUGGUAUUUUCAUACAAUCGUCACUACAACAGCAUAGUUGACACUUGUUUUGGCGCGAUGGACCAAAUGUCAACUGCGCUGCUAAAUUUGCAAUAUACCAAUACAU
This is a messenger RNA of Contarinia nasturtii (swede midge), 1624 nucleotides long. RefSeq lists its product as uncharacterized. The transcript is spliced from 2 exons. NCBI's taxonomy places the organism in Eukaryota, Metazoa, Arthropoda, Insecta, Diptera, Cecidomyiidae. The record is from RefSeq and is a predicted model, not a curated record. Bases 111 to 704 code for a protein of 197 amino acids.